GGAGGCGAAGGAAGUGUUAAUAGAGGCCGACGUGAAAGGAGGACAAUGGGAGAGACAACUGAAGCAGCCGCUUUUGUUCCUUAAGUAUACAAAAUUGGAUUUCCCAAAAUAUAAUGGUUCCAUAGACCCCUUGGGUUGGAUUAAUAGGUAUGUGGUUUUGCAGGAGCUGAGGGAGCGUCUGCUUCAUGCCCAAAAUGUUAUGAAGACUUAUUAUGAUUCUCAACAUAGAGAUGUGUCUUUUGAUGUGGGGGACAUGGUGCUUUUAAAGCUUCAGCCUUAUCGUCAAGUUUCAGUGGGGUUUAAGCGUAAUCAGAAAUUAGCUCCUCGUUUUUAUGGGCCUUUUCCUAUUAUUGAUCGAAUAGGUUUGGUGGAUUACAAAUUGCACCUUCCUGAAGGCUCUAAACUUCAUCCUGUAUUUCAUGUUUCUUGUUUGAAGAAGUUCCAUGGUACUGAAAUUUGUUCUUCUACAUUACCUCUUCUUCAUAAGGGUGUUUCUAUUCCAACUCCUCAAGCUGUGUUGGAUUCGAGAAUUAAAGAUGGCCUAAAGGAGAUUCUCAUUCAUUGGGAAGGACUUUCACCCGCUGAUGCUUCUUGGGAAUCUGCAGAGCAUAUGCAGCUUCGUUAUCCUCAAUUUGCGCUUGAGGACAAGCGCUCUUCAAAGGGAAGAAGUGAU
Messenger RNA from Striga hermonthica, 673 nucleotides. The record is from the annotation of a GenBank genome assembly. NCBI's taxonomy places the organism in Eukaryota, Viridiplantae, Streptophyta, Magnoliopsida, Lamiales, Orobanchaceae.